Messenger RNA from Funneliformis caledonium, 357 nucleotides. Lineage: Eukaryota; Fungi; Glomeromycota; Glomeromycetes; Glomerales; Glomeraceae. The record is from the annotation of a GenBank genome assembly.
AUGCCAAGUACUAGCCAAAACAUUCAAGCAGCACGUGUGAUUGAACCACAUAGUAAUGCAGUUCUUCAUGUUGGAGAAAAACACGUUAUCCAAUGGGACACAUCUUCCAAUCCAACCAUAACUGAUAUCGUGUCUGCGAACCUCUAUAAAGGUUUCGGUUCAGACAUCAAGCUUAUACAAUCAAUCCCCAUCAACCGUAAAGCUUCAGCAGGUUGUUCCGAACCUUUUGUUGUGCCAAACACGACGAGAGGUUAUGAUUAUUUUUUCAAUUUAAUUGGAGGAAAUGGCGAAGUUCUAGCUAGCUAUUAUUUUAAUAUUACUGCUAAUAAACAAUAUACUCGAUAUUGUACUAGAUAA